GUUGUAUGUUAUUGCUGGGCAAUAUGAUAAAGCAUUUUCAUUUUAUGCUGAUCUUAUGAAACCAGAACUCUUUGAUUUCAUUGAUAAAUAUAACCUACAAGAUUCAAUCCAUGAAAAGGUUGUCCAAUUGAUGAUGUUGGAUUGCAAGCGUGCAGUUCCUUUAUUGAUCCAGCAUAGGGACUUAAUAAGUCCACAAGAAGUUGUGAAGCAACUUCUAAAUGCUGAUGUUAAGUGUGACUGCAGAUACUUUUUACAUUUGUAUCUCCAUUCACUAUUUGAAGUAAAUCCGCAUGCUGGGAAAGACUUUCAUGAUAUACAGGUUUUAACAGACUCUAGCCAUGCCCUGCUUUUGUAA
Molecule: messenger RNA, 355 nt
Organism: Arachis stenosperma
Lineage: Eukaryota; Viridiplantae; Streptophyta; Magnoliopsida; Fabales; Fabaceae
Product: vacuolar protein sorting-associated protein 41 homolog
Exons: 4
Coding region: 56-355 (99 amino acids)
Biological process (GO): macroautophagy; endosomal vesicle fusion; protein targeting to vacuole
Cellular component (GO): HOPS complex; late endosome
Source: RefSeq, a predicted model, not a curated record